This is a messenger RNA of Rotaria socialis, 1455 nucleotides long. NCBI's taxonomy places the organism in Eukaryota, Metazoa, Rotifera, Eurotatoria, Philodinida, Philodinidae. The record is from the annotation of a GenBank genome assembly.
AUGGCGGCAACCAAUACACCAGCAGAUGCUCCAAGCUAUUCGAUGACUUCAUUAUACGUUGGGGAUCUUCAUCCUGAUGUCACCGAGGCUAUGUUAUUCGAUAAAUUUGCAAGUGCUGGACCAAUUCUAUCAGUUAGUGUCUGUCGAGAUAUGAUUACUCGACGAUCACUUGGCUAUGCUUAUGUCAAUUUUCAAGAAGCAGUUGAUGCGAAACUUGCAUUGGAUACGAUGAACUUCGAUCUACUUUGCGGUCGCCCAUUACGCAUAAUGUGGCAUCAACGUGGUCCAACUUUAGGUAAAUCUGAUGUUGGCAAACUAUUCAUCGAAAAUUGGGAUAAAAGCAUUGAUAAUAAAUCACUCUAUGAUAUAUUUUCGGAUUUUGGCAAUAUUUUAUCUUGCAACAUCACGACUGAUGAAAGUGAUGAAUCAAAAUGUGUUGGUUUCGUUCAUUUCGAAACACAAGAAGCAGCCGAUAUUGCUAUUGAUAAAGUGAAUGGUAUGUUACUUGCUGAUAAAAAAGUAUUCGUUGGUCGAUUUUCCUCUCGCAAUCAACGAACUGACCCCAGUGGGCCACGUAAAUUUACAAAUAUUUUUGUAAAGAAUUUCGGUGAUCAAUUAGAUGAAGAAAAAUUUCGUGAGUUGUUUUCCAAAUAUGGUAAAAUUACAAAUUUGCAGCUUGCUACUGAUGAUAGUGAUCAUUCCAAAGGUUUUUGUUUUUGCAGUUUCGAUACUCCUGAAGAAGCCAAAGAAGCUGUUGAAAAUUUAAAUGGUUUUACUGUAGGUGAUAAACAACUUUAUGUUGGCCGUUGUGAAAAGAAAAAUGAACGUUUAUCUGAAAUAAAACGUCAAAAAGAAUUACAACGACAAGAACGCUUGAAUAAAUAUCAAGACGUUAACUUAUAUAUUAAAAAUUUGGAUGAUACUAUUGGUGUUGAACGUUUAAGGAAAGAAUUCUCAAAAUUUGGAACAAUUACCAGGGUCAAGAUUAUGUCAGAAAAUGGUCGACCAAAAGGUUUUGGUUUCGUAUGCUUUAGUGCACCCGAUGAAACAACAAAAGCCAUCAAAGAAAUGAAUGGUAGAAUGAUUGGCUCUAAGCCACUCUAUGUUGAAUUAGCACAACGUAAAGAAGAACGUAGUAUGCAAGGUAUGACCACAUCAUGUAUACUACAACAUAUGCCAAUAACUCCUGCUGCUCUGGCUAAUGCAACACCACAAGAACAAAAACAAAUGUUAGGCGAACGUUUGUUCCCAUUGAUUCAAAUAAUGCAACCUGAAUUAGCUGGUAAAAUAACUGGUAUGCUUCUCGAAAUUGAUAAUACAGAACUCCUUCAUAUGCUUGAAUCACGUGAAUCACUGAAAGCUAAGGUUGAAGAAGCUAUCGCCGUACUUCAAGCUCAUCAAGCCAAACAAUGCUUUGCAGCUAAACUAGCCGUAAAUAACUCAGCUGCCUCAUAA